Molecule: messenger RNA, 1752 nt
Organism: Protopterus annectens (West African lungfish)
Lineage: Eukaryota; Metazoa; Chordata; Ceratodontiformes; Protopteridae
Product: zinc finger protein 501-like
Exons: 1
Coding region: 18-1139 (373 amino acids)
Biological process (GO): regulation of transcription by RNA polymerase II
Molecular function (GO): DNA-binding transcription factor activity; RNA polymerase II cis-regulatory region sequence-specific DNA binding
Source: RefSeq, a predicted model, not a curated record
GAAGCACAAAUACCAGCAUGAUUUGCCAUCAGCAGCAACCACUUGUGACAUCCCUGUUACAUCACCCUAUGGACAACCUGCAGCACUGUGCUCAACCUGUGAAGGCUACCGACAGGCUUCAUUUCACACCUGCAACACCAUUUCACUCAAAGCUUAACUGUAGCAACAGCUGUGAAUUUAAUGCAAGUAUUGGUUUGCAACAAGGUCCAGUAGUACACCAGCCAUCUUGUACAAAGGACAAACCAUAUAAAUGUCCUGAAUGCAAUAAGUAUUUUUCAACCAGAAGUUGUCUAACGCGCCAUCAGACCAUUCAUGUGGGGAGCAAACCAUAUCAGUGUACUGAGUGCAGUAAGUGUUUUACACAGAGUUCUACUAUGAAGCACCAUAUGGCUAUUCACACAGGAGCAAAACCAUACAAGUGUACUGAAUGCAGUAGGUGUUUUACACAGAGUUCUACGAUGAUGCGCCAUAUGACUAUUCACACAGGAGCAAAACCAUACAAGUGUACUGAAUGCAGUAAGUGUUUUUCAUGUAGAAGUCACCUGAUACAACACCAGCGCAUUCAUACUGGUGCAAAGCCAUAUAAAUGCACUGAAUGUAAUAAGUGUUUUACACAGAGUUCUGCUAUGAAGCGCCAUAUAGCUAUUCACACAGGAGCAAAACCAUACAAGUGUACUGAAUGCAGUAAGUGUUUUACACAGAGUUCUCAUAUGAAAAGUCAUGUGGCUAUUCACACAGGAGCAAAAUCAUACAAGUGUACUGAAUGCAGUAAGUGUUUUUCAUGUAGAAGUCUCCUGAUACAACACCAGCUCAUUCAUUCAGGUGCAAAGCCAUAUAAAUGCACUGAAUGUAGUAAGAGUUUUACACAGAGUUCUACUAUGAAGCGCCAUAUGGCUAUUCACACAGGGGCAAAACCGUAUAAGUGUACUGAAUGCAGUAAAUGUUUUACACAGAGUUCUCAUAUGAUGCGCCAUAUGGCUAUUCACACAGGAGCAAAAUCGUACAAGUGUACUGAAUGCAAUAAGUGUUUUUCAUGUAGAAGUCACCUGAUACAACACCAACUCAUUCAUACAGGUGCAAAGCUAUACAAGUAUACUGAAUGCAGUAAGUCUUUUUCAUGUAGAAGUCACCUGAUAUGACACCAGCUCAUUCAUACAGGUGCAAAGUCAUAUAAAUGCACUGAAUGUAGUAAGUAUUUUACACAGAGUUCUAGUAUGAUGCACCAUAUGGCUAUUUACAAAGGAACAAAACCAUACAAAUGUACUGCAUGUAGUAAGUGUUUUUCAUGUAAAUGGAAAAUGAUAAACCACCAGGCCACUCACACAGAAGAACUUUAAUCGCACUUUGACGUAGGAGAGGGGCCAUUCCCAUCAUGGUAUUAGAAACCCAAAAGACUUGGAGAAAUUAAAAAAAAGCAAAGGAAGAAAGCAGCCCUCCCAAACAUUAAAGACUUCAGGAAAUCACAUAUUAAAAAUCAUUAACAUUUGCAGAAAUUAAGAAAACAUCUGCAUAAAUGCUGUGGAUGCCUUUCACAUAACAGUACAUUGUUCCAUCAGGUAAUCCACACAAUAGAACAAGUGCUAAUGAAGAUAAGGAAUCUGAAAGAACAAGAGAGUAAUAUCUGUGGAACUGAUUUAAACUUCAGUCCUUUGCUAAUACCUUCAUGUGAUUGAACUUGCUUCUACAAAAUCUCACCAACAAGAUGAUACUGAUGUAUGCUAUGAUGUUCAUUGUGUUUCACUGAUGCAGUAA